CUUGUUUGUUUAGUGCUUCAAGUGGCACGCGUCCGGCGCGCGCAAAACACCGGUACCCGCAGCAGAAGCCCAAGGUGUACCCACGCGACCAGUAGGCGUGGCCAACCCAUCCAAACGCAUUGAAAAGCAGCAGAGUUUUCCUUUAGGGACUCAUUUGAGCUUUGAGAAGCGCGCCCGGCAGCAGCCUGGCGGACUGCCCACAGUGAAGCAAGUGCGCGACAACACGUGAACGGCACGAGCGGCACGCACCGCCUGGACACUGGGUGACUUUUUUCAUUUAGAGUUUUUUUCUUUUUUCUUUUGGGAAUGGACCUCACAGCCAAGAUGGAAAUUAACGUGAGCCAGCAGCAGCUGAUUCCACCUGCCUGCUUCUUCUCCGCUGCAGCCGCGGCGGCUCAGAGUCUUCAGGUGAGCCCCAGCGGCAGCAGCCAGUGCGGCGGGAAGUCCAAACAGCUCAAGAGGCAGCGCUCCUCCUCCCCGGAGCUGCUGCGGUGCAAGCGCAGGCUGCACUUUACGGGCUUCGGCUACACUCUGCCGCAGCAGCAGCCGCACGCGGUGGCGCGGAGGAACGAGAGGGAGCGCAACAGGGUGAAACUGGUCAACAACGGCUUCGCCACGCUGCGGGAGCACGUCCCCAACGGCGCCGCCAACAAGAAGAUGAGCAAAGUGGAGACGCUGCGCUCCGCAGUGGAGUACAUCCGGGCCCUGCAACAGCUGUUGGACGAGCACGACGCGGUGAGCGCCGCGUUCCAGUCCGGCGUCCUGUCGCCCACCAUGUCGCAGGGAUACUCCGCGGACAUGAACUCCAUGGCUGGCUCGCCAGUGUCCUCCUACUCCUCCGAUGAGGGCUCCUACGACCCCCUCAGUCCAGAAGAGCAGGAACUGCUGGACUUCACCAACUGGUUCUGAGCAUCUUAUGUGAUUUUCCUCACAGAACCACGGAUCAACUCAUCUUGUCCGGCGCUUGGAAUGGUCCCGGAGGAGACUGACAGUCCUCAAGAACAAGAUGCAUUACGCACGCGUUCCAGUCCUCAGUAUACACCGACCGAAGACUGCUAAUGAGGCCGAGAGGACCCGCAAGCUUUGGGGAGAUCAUCCCAGAGAUCAGCGCCAAAGGACUAGACGAGGCCCGGGGAGCCCCGCUUCUGUUCGAAUAACAAAAGACCACAAAGCGAAUUCACGCGCUUCACCAGAACUUUAACACAUUAUUUAAUAAGUCGAUCUUCAUCUAUGCUAAACCAAUCACAACACCCGCUUUGGUAAACCUCUCAGAAUCCACAAAAUGCUUCCAAGUCGCGGAAUUAUUCUAUUAAAUUCUAUAUCAAACGCUUUUUUGGAAAUAUAUUAAGAUAUUUUUGUAUGUAAGAGAUUUAUAGAUGUUUUGUAUCCUUUUGUAUAUAUUUUGUCUAAAUACUACAAAGUUGCUUCUAUUACCUCUUGCCGACGUAGACAUGUAGUCUAUUAUUCUCUGGCUCUUCUCAUUCAUGAGGUUUUAUUCUAGCACCAAUGUGUCUUAUUUAAUAGCAAAACAUGUUACUGUAUUGCGUCAUGUCACAAUGAUCAAAACUUGUGCAGCUAUUGUCCCAAAGAGUGCAAUAGCCACGCAUCGUGUCUUUAUACUGCCAGCUCUAUAUCCUCAUAAGCAGAUGCUGAAUAUUUCUUAUAAUCACAUUUUCUACGUUCUAGUCCAAGAAUAAAACGAGAUUCUACUGAAA
This is a messenger RNA of Nothobranchius furzeri (turquoise killifish), 1715 nucleotides long. It is a transcript of the gene ascl1a, whose product is annotated as achaete-scute family bHLH transcription factor 1a. Gene Ontology annotation, molecular function: DNA-binding transcription factor activity, RNA polymerase II-specific; RNA polymerase II transcription regulatory region sequence-specific DNA binding; protein dimerization activity. Lineage: Eukaryota; Metazoa; Chordata; Actinopteri; Cyprinodontiformes; Nothobranchiidae. Gene Ontology annotation, biological process: developmental process; regulation of transcription by RNA polymerase II. The record is from RefSeq and is a predicted model, not a curated record.